This is a messenger RNA of Fraxinus pennsylvanica, 324 nucleotides long. Lineage: Eukaryota; Viridiplantae; Streptophyta; Magnoliopsida; Lamiales; Oleaceae. The record is from the annotation of a GenBank genome assembly.
AUGAGCUUGAAACCCUCAGCAUUAGCAUCUGCUUCCUCCAAUGCAGGCAUGUCAACAUCAGCCAUUCAGCCUCUGAGCCUCAUGAGCUUCAUCCUCAUAAAUGCUCAAACCAAGUUUAAGCAUUCGGUGAAUCCUAUUGCCAAAGGUGUUUGGUCCCUCAAGGCUGAAUCCGAAAGUAAGCAGAGUAGUCUCGAACAGCAACAGAACCAAAUCCUUUACAGACUUGUCAUUCUUGUCAGCAUCAGCCCUCUUCCAAAGCUCUUCCAACAAAAACGAGAUUGGGAAUUCUUUAAGAGUGGUUGCCCCUCUUUGUUAAAUCGAUGA